Molecule: messenger RNA, 6694 nt
Organism: Myripristis murdjan (pinecone soldierfish)
Lineage: Eukaryota; Metazoa; Chordata; Actinopteri; Holocentriformes; Holocentridae
Gene: urb2
Product: URB2 ribosome biogenesis homolog
Exons: 12
Coding region: 73-5238 (1721 amino acids)
Biological process (GO): ribosome biogenesis
Cellular component (GO): nucleolus
Source: RefSeq, a predicted model, not a curated record
UAAAGUUGAACGUCUGGAUCUGACAACACAAGACACGUGCAGGUCGGAAGAGCAGCAGCGCCAGCAGCAGUGAUGGCUGCCAUCUACUCCGGUAUCCAUCUGAAGCUGAAGAGCCCUCAGACGCCAUGGGAGGACAAGCUGAAGCUGGCCCGCUUCGCCUGGAUCUCCUCCCAGUGCCUCCUGCCCAACAAGGAGCAGGUGCUGUUGGACUGGUCCACUCACGCCCUGACCGGCUGGUACAGUCACAAGGUGGAGUUCUCGCAGAACGUUCUAGAGGGCCUGUGGUGUUACCUCGACGAUGUUCUCCGCAGCCGGAAGCUCCGCUCGCUCCUCGGCCAGGGCAAGACCAUCAGCCUCAGGCUCAACAUGGCACAGCUGCUACUUGACCGUCUCCGGGAGUGUGCGUGUGCCGGCUCUGGGCAGUCAGUGUGUGUAACCACCCUAUUAAGUGUGUGUCAGGGGAUCCUCUCUUCUCCCGCCCUCUCAUCUAUCUUCACAACCAAGUAUGAGCUCAUGGUCGAUCUCUUGGCCAAGUUCUGCUCUCUGGCCUGCCGGGAGCUACAGCAGCCAUCUCUCACGGGAGCCCUUCCUGCCCACAUGAAGUCUGAACUUGAGAUGACAGAGUCUGUUGCCUCUGAAGAUGAGCCAAUGACAGAGGCUCCGCAAAAUCAGCCUAAUAGUGAUUCUGAUCCCACCCGAUCUGAGCCAGUCGCCGAAAGUCCCCCAGAUCAGCCAGAAACAAAUGAAUCCCGACCUCAAGAAAAGGAAAGCCUUCGCUCAGGUCAUACGUUUGAGGUGUUGCUUCAGGUGCUGUCUUGUUAUUUGUCAGUUCAGCGACAACAAGCCAAUCCUAACAGAGUCUUCACAAUGGUGUCCAACCAUCUGAUACAGCCUGUAGUCCUACUCAGACACCUGCUGACCUCCGGGGAGCGCACGCUCUCUCACACACAUUUGCGUCUCCGUCAGCAGUUGUGCAGAGACAUCCGCGUCAAGAUAGACUCAGUCCUCCAGUUAGCGCUCUUCUCCCCCGAGCACCUGGCAUCCUACAAGGAAGAACUCCUCCCAUCCAAGGAGGAUAGUAGCAAACGUGGUCCAGGCGGGAUGAAGGGCCUUUUGAAGCCAGUCGGCGCCGUACUCGACAAGCUGAGUGACAAGGGAUACUGUGAGCCCUCCAUGCACUACGCUGUGAAGUCAAACGCCUUCACCCUGCUGUUUAAGUUCUUUUUGGAAAACUAUGGAAGAGGAGGGGAGGAAGAGAAGAGGAUGCUGUGCUUCUAUUUUCUCACCAGAUUGAUCUCUGCCUUGGACGUAGGCCUGGAUGGACCCCCUGUCUCUGCUGUGAUCCCACCUGAGCAGAGCUCUCCUCCGGCCGCUUCCUGCUCUCCGGAGAGCUGGAGCCUGGCCCUGCUGGCUGUGGAAGCCCUGCUGAGCCAAGCUCUGUCUGCUGAUAUCUACAACGUGGCAGCAGACAGGAUCAGACAUGGAGAGGUCCAGCUCAAGUUUUACACAGCUCUUGCCCAAAUGCUCUUCAACCAGGCCCAGCCGAGCAUCCCAGCAUGGUAUCGCUGUUUGAAGGUUCUGUUGGGUCUCAAUCAUCUGAUUCUUGAACCAGACCUGGAUCAGGUGUUAUCUUUAGCCUGGGUUGACACUGAGUGCAUGGAAACACGGGUCCAACGGGCCAGACAGCUAAUGGUGUGCAGUCUGCUCCAAACCUACACUAAGCUCCGUCAGCUUCCUCGUUUCUUCUCUGAGCUCUUAUCUAUCAUCUGUCGGCCCGCCCUGGAUGACCUCCGACCUCCUCUGCUGUUUGAGGGGGUCUCUGCCUCCUUGAGGACCUGUCUUCUGGACACACCUCCUUCUCAUGGCCUGGAAAUCUGCUCGUCAGUGUUGGAGAACAUCAGGAGAUACAUACUGCCUGACCUGGUGAAAGAGGGAAGUAAAGAGGAGAAGAUGGAGGUGGAAAGGCAGGAGGGAGGAGAUGAUACAGGAGAGAAAGAAGGGGACAAGACAGACGGAGAGAGAGGAGAUGCAGCUCUGAAGCUGUUCUCCCUCAGCCAACUCCUUCAUGCUGUCUUCUUUAGUCUGAAGACUCUGGACAAUGCCUCUCCUCUCCCCUUAGUCAGACAGACUCACAGCCUGAUGGAGGAGAUGUGGCAUGUAGUUAAGGAUUUACUCCAGUUGGUGUCAGUAGAAAAGAAGGCUACACGUGUAGGAAUAGAAACAGACACGGGUUUAAUUAAAAAGAAAUCAAGGAAAAGCAUAAAAAACACAGACCACAGAGAGUCCAAGAAUGCCUCAGACUCUCAAUCGGGAGUCAUGUGGAAACAAAAGACCCAGGAAGCAGCUCUCCUGCUCAGGUACACCUGGGUGGAAGUAGACACGCUCUUCCAUAUCCACUGUAGCAAGUACACAUCUCAAGAAUCAGCCCAAACAGCCAGUGCCUCAGUCCUAUCCCACAUAGAGAGUCUUGUCUCUGGUGAGAUUUUUGCAGCUAGUCUCCAACCAUCCUGCAGCCCUGUAAGUUUCCUGCUGCUAAAACUGCUCACCUUGCAACAGAUGAAGAAAGUAAUGUUAGACACGCCCCUACUUUCCCAGCCUAGUACUGCAGCACUGUUAAGCAGGGCCGCUCACUUUAUUUUAGCGAGAGAGGAGCUUGAUGUCAGUCUGGAUGGAGAACAGGUAUGGGAUGGGCAGAUAGGAAGUGUGAAUGCCAGCUCCUACCUUGUAGCACACUGGUAUCUUGUCACAUCUAAUCUACCUUUAAUCGCGCCCUACCUGACUGGGGAAGAUGUGGGCUGCAUGGCGGAUGUUCUUGUCAGUUCGCUGCUUGGCAGGCAGACGGGUGGAGGCAAAGACCAGCUGCCUGGCUGCUUGUCUGUCUCUCAUAUAUCCUCACAGCUCAUCCAAAGCCCCAUUCUUGUUGAGUUGCCUCCACUGUUCUCUGCCACGGUUCGGUCGCUCACAAAGAGGAUAACUGGGGUUCUCAUGGCAACGAGUGCACCCCAGGUUGGGCCAAUGCUUCUUAAGCUUCAGGAAGUCGGCCUGCCGGAGAAAGGAGCUGCAGUUAACCAGUUGGAGGGAGAUGCCGAUCAAACUCCCCCCGCUGUGAAGAAGUCAGAGGCCAUAGUUGAGCAGAUACUGAGAUCCUCUAAGACUGGAGAGGUUUCUGUAGUGCUGAGUGACACACAGACAAAGGAACUGUUAGACUUAUUCCAAAUUGCUACAAACCUAAACCCAGAUGGCAUGAACUCUGAGGAUCUCUCCUGCCUGUUCCUCCUCCUCUGCUUCAUCCUCUCCUCCACCUCCAGCCAGCCAGACAGGGCAACUAAGGGCCCCUCUAACCCAGGGGGCGAUGCUGUAUUCCUGGGGAGGCUGCUCAGACUUCUGACUUCUCUCCUGGAGGGUAGGAACUUUCAAAGUGUUUUGAAGCUGAUCCAUGGCAGCAGUCUGCUACAAGCUGCUGUAUCUUCCCUCCUCGUGCAUAGCAACAGUGGAAGAUUUCAUUCCACAAGCAGCCCUGAUAGGUUGGAUUUAAUCAAAGCAGUGCAGGUCUUCAUCAGAUCCCUCGUCCAGUUUAUUAUAAUCAGAAACAGCAGUGUACGACUCAACCUGGAGCAGUUUACCUCCUAUCUCACCAGUAAUGAAGUGGCAAAAAAGCAAAUGGCCGUUACGCCGGCCUCUAAGCCAGCUGAGGCACCUAUUUUAGGUAAACCAGAGGCAGAGGUGUCCAUUUUCUCUAUCCAUCUUCUGCUGGCAUCGCUGACCUCUUUCUCCCAGGCAAUGACCUCUAACCUGGGGAGAAGUAAACAAAUGGAUCAGACUUUGACCCAGAUGAUUGCCAGGACCACAGCGGCGCUGGGACCGGCCAUUGAGGCCAUUCUGCAGCCACAGCCUGUCAGUCAAAAUGCCAACCAGCCAGCCGGUGUCCUCGGUCAAGCCUUUUUAGUGAAGGUUGUAACCAUCAUGCUACACUGUGAGAUGUCCUCGCUGUCAGUGGAGAGCGAGAACAAGCCAAGCGGCGCCCAGCCCGCCCUGACUCAUAUGACUCUCUACCGUGGCUUCUGCCAGCAGAUCCUCAAAGAGAUAAGUUCUGCCCCCAGGCCCAUGGACUUCCUGGUUUCUUCUCUUCGCUUCCUGUCUGCAUUCUACCAAGCGGUUGGGGGGACAGGAAGAGAGAAAGAGGAGGAGGAAGAAGGAGAGGAAGAGAAGAAGAGAAGAAAGGAGGCUGAUGAGCUGUACAGUCAGAUACUGCAGUGUGUGUACAGACUGCUGGCAGUUUACAUUUUGCCCUCAGCUCCUUGGCUGUCACAAAAGGAUGGGUGUGAGGUGGAGCCAGCUGUGGAAGAGCUGCUGCGCCACCUAGUGGAGAGGAGUACCACAGGGCAGUUGCACUUGGUGCUACUUGUGAUCAGAGAAGGAUUGGACACUGGCAAGCUCAGGGCUGGAAACUACAGGGAGGUCCUCUCUGCAGUAAUCAUCGUGAAGCUGCUGUCCUGUUGUCAUUUACCUGAGCCCUGCUCUAAAGCGCUGUGGCUCAUUGCACCACAGCUCCUAUCUGCCAUGGUGUUCCUAGUCAGGUCGUCCAGCCAAGACGUCUCACUGACCCUUCCCUUUACCGUUCCUACGGUAACAUCGAUGACCUCUCUGCUGCGUCAGGGAGCGGGGCGGAUCUCCAGCCCUCACCACGUGACCCAGGUCCUGGGCGCUCUCCAGCUGGUGCCCCUCGACCGCCUGACCCCACCCGUCUACCACGCGGCUUUCCUGGCUGUUCACGAGGCGCUGUUCGCCAUCAUCCAGUGUCAUCCUCAGGUAAUGCUGGAUGCAGCUCCAUCAUUCCUGAAUGUCUUCUAUCGUCUGGUGGCAUCUAUCAUGCAGGAGGGUCGGCAAAAAGGAGACUGUGACUCAGGUGCAGACAGCGACGUCUACCUCCAGUGCUCCAGGUUGGCGGAGAGGAUGUACUCGCACAUCGCCGCCACGGCCGAGAGCUUCACCACGCUGUCGGCCUUCAUGGUGGCUCAGUACGUCACAGAGCUGCAGAAGGUAACUUUACGACCAGACAUUAAGCAGCAUCUAACAGAGGGGAUCUAUCGGAUACUGGACCUGUGUAUGGAGCAGGAUAUCAAGUUUCUGACGGCCGGCCUGCAGAUGGGAGUCAGAGAGGUGUUCAGCGAGCUCUACAGCAGCUACACGCACUACCACAAGACCCAGAGACAAGGAGAGGACAAGUACACAGCCUGAACAGCCACAUCAAGCCGCGCCAACCUCGGGACUGACUGGGUUCCCAAAUGCGGUCUGGUUUGAAGAAGCUGGUAUCCUUGAUGAAACUCCUACCUAAGAAAUGACCAUGGUGAUGUGUAAUUACAGCUUUUGAGAGGGAAAACAGAUGCACCAGCUUUGGGAGUGCACGGAAGCAGCUUAUGUCCACAGUGUGUGUGGACACGGCUGUCAUUAACCACGCUCACAUCAGUCUUUUUUUGUUCCUCCUUUGUUUCACUGUUGAAAAAUGAUAAAUAAUGUGAGCGUUUUUUUUUUUUUUUUAAUUAUUGUUUUAUUUGGUAUUUUAUUUGGAAAAGUUUGGAGACUUGGAGCUGCAUCUUGUCAAGGAAGUGUUAACAGUCAAAAACACGCAACAUGACUCAGCUGCAGCACACACCACAAAACAAAUGAUUCAUUUAUACAUGCACCAUUUUGCAUCUGUAGAUGCAUCAAGCUGAAUAGUUAAAAGAGGUGAGUUUUCUGCUGCAAAAUAACCCAAAGAACGUUGUGACAAGACCCACAGGCAAUAAGAGGACAACUACACAGUCUAAUUUACAUCUCUUAAUUAAAGGAACCUGCCAACUUUUGGGGGCAAAGUACCCUUUUUCCGACUUACCCAGACUGAGACAAGAUGUUUGAUAUCCUUCUCACAUUGGUACAUCCAGUGGUCCAGUUCCUGUUAGCUUAGCAUAAAGACUUGAAGUCUGUGGGAGUCGUUAGCUUAGCUCCGUCAAAGUGAAACAAGUAAACCUUCCAGCACCUCUGAGGCUGUCCUAUUUAUACAGUGUGUCAUGGCUAUAAUAAUUACCAAUCAUGGAUUUAAGAAAAAAAAAAAACAGGCUAUUGACUAGGCUAAUGACUCCUAUAGGCUUCAGGUCUUUAUGCUAAGCUAACACAAAAUGCUACCCAUAAGACCCGAACCACUGGACGUGCAGAAGUGAACAUGGUGUCAAACAUCUUGUCUGGGCAAGUCGGGAUAAAGAUAUUUUGCUCAAAAUGUUGGAAUAUUCCUUUAAGAACAACUACUGUAUCUGCAAGUGGGCUGAGAGACUCCAGUCUAUUUAUAAAUAGGCUUCCUCGGUUACACCCUUUACAACACACACAACUUCAGAUAACUACGGCUAAAACUGGCUGGCACAGAGGCCAGGGGGGUGGGGUGGGGGGUCAGUGCCACGGAUGAACUGACACUGUGAGGUUUGGAUGGUGGAGGAUGAUCCUGAAAAACAUUACCAGGUGUUAUAAUGAUGUGAUAAUAAUUAAAAUGAAACUUCACUUAAUUACGAUAUGAUUAUCUUUUUGUUGAAGUGCUGAAGCCAAUGGCCAGUUUUGACAGCUAAUGUGUUAUAUAUAUUUUUAUACACUCUAUAUUUUUGUUUUUGACCACAAUUGUAUGAUUCAACAUAGAUGGAUUUAAAUACAGUAUCAUUGUCAAGCAUGA